AUGGCAGACCAUAUCAUUGGCCUCGUCACAGGCGGCGUCAGCAAAGCCAUCGCCAUCACAUCAGAAGUUGUUGCCGGAGACAAAGGAAAGGCUUCGGCCGCACAGAGGAGAGCGUCCCAAGCGCAGAAUCAGCAAGUGGAUGGGACCGGGAGACGAGGCUCUUCCUCCGACAACGAGGAUCAGCAGAACCUGACCGAGUUCGAGUGGGCGCUCGAGGAGCUUGAGGAGGAGCUAGGUGACCCACCUGCGUAUACUCCAGCUGGGGAACAAGCUAUGGUCAACACGCCACAAGGACUGGACAGGCUGCAACGCCUGCCGCAGCCCGUGGUCAUACCUCAACGGCGGCCAGGAUCGCGGGGACGCGGCUUCAUGCGAGCCUACGCACCAGUUCUGGGCACGCACGCGAACCUGGACCAGUCUACCUUCCUCAAAUUUCUCGGUGACCUAGACAACGCAACCAGUGCAUCGCCGAUCUUGAAUGUGAUCAACCUAGCAUGCUUCAUCGUUGGCUGCAUUCCCGAACCCAUCACCACAGCAGUCAGCGUAGCAGUCGGCACAGCCAGCAUGGUAGCCACCGAGCUACAGACCCGGUACAAAGCCAACGCGUUUCUGGACCGCGCCAACGAAGAGAUCUUCAAGCCCCGAGGCCUGUUCGUCAUGGUCAUGACCUACAAGCCCGAAAGUCCCGAUGACAUGAUCAUGACCGCGGAAGCCACCACCGAUACGGCUUCCGUCGCACUCGUGAAACAGUCAACUGCAACCCACACGCAACAAUUCAUGCGACGUCUGCGCGACUCAAGCGGCAAGACGACAGACGCCCAAAUGCCGGAUUUCGCGCCCCUGAUCCAUCCAGCGCUGGACAUGGUCCUCUCUUCUUCAUCCCUCGCCACGUCCACCACUAGUGAUUCCGAGAACACCAAAGCCCUCAGCCUGAUGAAGCGCAAGUCCUCCCUCGUCCAAGAAUACCUUGACCGCCGAACCCAAGCAGAAUUCGCGAUCAAGAACCCCAAAUCAAAGUACACCGCAGCCCUGGGGCCUACGGCGCAAGAGAAAGCAUACGUCAACCGCUACGCCAAUCCGGAUCACCCAGUGAACAACGGCUCAAUCUUCGCGCUCCUCACCGGCGGCACGUUCGACCCCAUCGGCAUGGGCCGCGUGCAGCGUGCAGAGGCAAAAGCACGGAGGAGCGGCGAGCCACCGUUGAGUGAGCAGGAAAGGCACGAUGCGCUGAUGGGGAGGAAAGUGAGGGGACGUGUCACGGGAACGCCGAGUAAGAGCAUUCCUAUUGUUGGCAAGAUCUUGAAGAACGAUGCGCUGUAUUUACUGGUGGCUAAUCUGCCCACGGACGAAGAGGUAAGGGCGGUGAGGCAGCAAAUGGAUGUUGGGAGGAGAUGA
This is a messenger RNA of Cyphellophora attinorum, 1395 nucleotides long. RefSeq lists its product as uncharacterized. Lineage: Eukaryota; Fungi; Ascomycota; Eurotiomycetes; Chaetothyriales; Cyphellophoraceae. Bases 1 to 1395 code for a protein of 464 amino acids. The record is from RefSeq and is a predicted model, not a curated record. The transcript is spliced from 2 exons.